Geodia barretti is the source of this 758-nucleotide messenger RNA. The record is from the annotation of a GenBank genome assembly. NCBI's taxonomy places the organism in Eukaryota, Metazoa, Porifera, Demospongiae, Tetractinellida, Geodiidae.
ACACGUUUGCGGCGCGCCAGUUUUCCCCGCGAAAUGGCGGAUGGGGAGAGAGACUCGGAAGCGGAGGAUGCCGCCGCCGCUGCGGACACCCUUGCAGAGAGACAGAGACUGAAGGCGGCGCUGCACUACUCGGUCGGGAAGGUGUGCGGAGAGGUGGAGGGGUCGGAGUUCAGUCGAGAGGUGGUGGCUGCGGUGACUGAGGCCGCGUUCAACCAGACGCAGUUGCUGGCCUGGGAUGUGGAGGCCUUCGCAAAACAUGCCAAGAGAACAGUGGUAGCUCCAGAAGACAUUCGUCUCUGCUGUCGCCGUAACGACGACCUCCUAGGUCACGUGACCGAGGUCAUGGAGAGACUGCGCAGAGAGCGAGAGGCUCGGAGAGCCCCCGUCGCCCAUGGCAAUGGGGAGGGGGAGGCAGAGCCCACGGUCAGGAACAAAAAAACUUCGAAAAAACGGAAACUGACAAUUGAUAAUGACAAGGGAGAAUAAUUAUUGUCAACAUAAUUAUCACACAUUAAACUGCCAGGAAUUUCAUUAAAAAAAGAACUAUUUGCAAGUUCCAACAAUUUGCAAAAUACGAUGUGUGGGUGGGCUCAGGAUCGAGUUAAUUAAAUUCCCCUAAUGAGGAUGACAUCAUCACAAAAUAGUCUGGCUUUCUUGAAGGACCUUGUUUUUCUUGACCAGCGUCUCCAGUAGUGCCGUCGCAGUUCCUGUAGAUAAUGUGUGGGAAAUGGCCUAAACUCUUCGUACUUUUAGUCAGC